GUGGGGGGAGGGGGGAAUAGCUCGGCGCCCGGACGCUUCGCAGACUAUUUCGUUAUCAGCGGUCUGGAUACCGACACCGGGCUGGAACCGGACGAGCUCUCCGCCCUGUGUGAUUACAUUCGCGCCUCUAGAGACAGAGAUGGCCUUGGACGGUUCCAGUCCUCCUCUACUGACCCUGAAAACUUCGAGCAGACCCCCCUCAGGCGCACUUUUAAGUCGAAGGUCCUGGCACGAUAUCCUGAAAAUGUGGAGUGGAAUGCGUUUGACCAGGACGCGGUGGGCAUGCUGUGUAUGCCCAAGGGCUUGUCAUUCAAGACUCUGCCGACUGCGGAGCCUCAGUUCCACUCCUUCAUCAUCACCCGGAGGACCUCCAGGACCUUCGUUUUGCUCUCAACCUUCUUUGAGGAGGUCACUAGCAAGCAGAUCUGUAGCGCCAUGCAAACCUUGUACCACAUGCACAACGCAGAGUAUGACAUCAUCCACAUGUCCGCCACCAACGGCGGGACAGACUGCGCCGAGGACUGCAGCGACUCCUCUGUGACCAAACUGCAGAGGUUCAACUCCUACGACAUCACCCGCGAUACCUUGUAUGUCUCCAAGUGCAUAUGUCUCAUCGCCCCCAUGUCCUUCACGACGGCGUGUAAGAGUCUUGAGCAGCUCCACCAGGCCGUCACCUCCGCCCAGCCCCCGCCGCUGCCGCUGGAGAGCUACAUCUACAACAUCCUUUACGAAGUCCCUCUGCCGCCCGCCGGGAGGUCCUUGAAGUUUUCAGGGGUCUACGGGUCAAUCAUAUGUCAUCGGGCCGAGCACCAAUGAGUUACCGCUCUUGUACUUUCCGUAAAAGAGGUUUUUGAAUUACUUGGUGUAGAAAAUGUAGUUCAGCUCUUCACCUGCGCCCUGCUGGAACUCCAGAUCCUGCUGUACUCACAGCAUUACCAGAGGUUGAUGACGGUGGCGGAGACCAUCACCGGCCUCAUGUUUCCGUUCCAGUGGCAGCACGUCUACGUCCCCAUUCUGCCAGCGUCACAUCCUGCACUUUCUGGACGCUCCGUGCCAUAUUUGAUGGGUUUACACUCCAACGGUUUGGAUGACAGGUCGAAGCUGGAGCUGCCGCAGGAGGCCAACCUCUGCUGUGACAUUGACAACCAUUUCAUUGAGUUACCAGAAGAUCUCCCCCAGUUCCCUAACAAGCUGGAGUUCAUCCAGGAGGUGUCUGAGGGUCCUCAUGUCCUUCGGCAUCCCCCCCGAGGGAACCUGCACUGCUGCGAAAGCGUCUCCAAGCUGAAGAACCUGAAGAGCGCCGACCUGUGGUCCGACAAGAAGAACGGGAACCUGGCCGGGUCACCCCUCAAUUCUUUCGAACUUUUGAAGGAGAAUGAAACCUUGGCACGAAUCCAGGCACUGGAGAGGACGGGCGUGAGCUUGGAGAAGGUGGAAGUUAAAGAAGAGACGACUGAUAAGAAGGAGGCGAAAUUCCAGUGUGAUGAGGAGGAACUCCGCAUCCAUCAGCUGAACAUCCACGUUCGAGAAGUAUUUGCUAACCGCUUCACCCAGAUGUUUGCCGACUACGAAGUGUUUGUCAUCCAGCCGAGCCAAGACAAGGAGUCGUGGUUCACAAACCGCGAGCAGAUGCAGAACUACGACAAGGCCUCCUUCCUCUCCGACCAGCCAGAGCCGUACUUGCCUUUUCUGUCACGUUUCUUAGAGACACAGAUGUUUGCCUCCUUCAUUGAUAAUAAGAUCAUGUGCCACGAAGAUGACGAUAAAGACCCGAUUUUACGUGUUUUUGACGCAAGAGUAGACAAGAUCCGACUGCUAAAUGUCCGGACGCCGACCCUGCGCACGUCCAUGUACCAGAAGUGCACCGCCUUUGAGGAGCAGGAGAGAGCCAUUGAGCUGCGACUCUCCAAGAUUGAUCACACCGCCAUCCACCCUCAUCUUUUGGAUAUGAAGAUUGGACAGGGGAAGUAUGAGCCGGGGUUCUUCCCUAAGCUGCAGUUUGAUGUGUUGUCCACAGGACCGGCAACCAACAAGUGGACAAAGAGGAACGCUCCAGCACAAUGGAGACGGAAGGACAGACAGAAGCAGCACACAGAGCACCUGAGACUGGAUAAUGACCAGAGGGAGAAAUACAUCCAGGAGGCGAGGAGUAUGGGCAGCAGCAUCCGGCAGCCCAAGCUGUCGAACCUCUCUCCCUCUGUCAUUGCUCAGACUAACUGGAAGUUUGUAGAAGGUUUGCUGAAGGAGUGCCGUAACAAGACUAAGAGGAUGCUGGUGGAGAAGAUGGGUCGGGAGGCGGUGGAACUGGGCCACGGCGAGGUCAGUAUAACGGGCGUGGAGGAGAACACGUUGAUCGCCAGCCUCUGUGAUCUUCUGGAACGCAUCUGGAGCCACGGCCUUCUUGUGAAGCAGGGGAAGUCGGCCUUGUGGUCCCAUCUGUUACAUUACCAGGACAACAGGAGGAGGAUGGUGGCCGGGAGCCUCGGACACACAGUUUUGUUUUUAGAUAUAGAAAGACGGAAAUCCGAUCCCAACCCAGUGAUGGCUCCGAUGAAGAUCUCUCUUGUCCAGGACAUGUUGCACAUUCAGAACAUUGGGGAGAUAAAGACUGAUGUGGGGAAGGCUCGAGCCUGGGUCAGAUUGUCCAUGGAGAAGAAACUUCUGUCCAGACACUUGAAGCAGCUUCUGUUGGAUCAUGAAUUAACCAAAAAAUUAUACAAGCGCUACGCCUUCCUGCGAUGUGAUGAUGAGAAGGAGCAGUUCCUUUACCAUCUUCUCUCCUUCAAUGCCGUUGAUUAUUUUUGUUUCACCAAUGUCUUCACAACAAUAAUGAUCCCCUACCACAUCCUCAUCGUUCCCAGCAAGAAGCUUGGGGGCUCCAUGUUCACUGCCAACCCCUGGAUCUGUAUCUCGGGAGAGAUGGGCGAGACGGGCGUGCUGCAGGUUCCCAGGAGUAUCUUGGAGAUGACUUACGAGUGCCAGAACCUCGGCAAGCUGACAACCGUGCAGAUCGGGCACGACAACUCUGGGCUGUAUGCCAAGUGGCUGGUGGAGUAUGUUAUGGUCCGGAACGAGAUUACAGGCCACACGUACAAGUUCCCUUGCGGCCGAUGGUUGGGGAAGGGGAUGGAUGAUGGGAGUUUGGAGAGGGUUUUAGUUGGAGAUCUUCUCACAUCCACGCCAGACACUGAAGAAAGACCCUGCCGGACGCCUCCUCUGCAGCACUCCCCGGGCAUGAUCCGGAGACUCGUGGCCAUAUCCCCCAGCAGCAGACCCAAAUUAAAUACGGGGCAGAUUCAGGAGGCCAUAGGAGAAGCUGUGAACGGCAUCGUCAAGCAUUUCCACAAGCCGGAGAAGGAGAGGGGCAGCCUGACGUUGCUGCUGUGUGGAGAGUGUGGACUGGUUGCUGCAUUGGAGCAAGUUUUCCAGCACGGAUUCAAAUCCCCCAGACUUUUUAAAAGUAUCUUCAUAUGGGACUUUUUAGAAAAAGCACAAGCCCACUAUGAUGCCCUGGACCCGAGUGACGCAGCGCUGGGCGAGGACUGGCAGAAACGAGUCCGCACCUUCAGCCGCUUCAUCACCGCCAUAAACAGCACUCCCAGAAACAUCGGCAAAGAUGGAAAGUUCCAGAUGUUUGUGUGUCUAGGAGCGCGGGAUCACCAUUUGCACCACUGGAUUGCCCUCCUGGCCGAUUGCCCCAUCAUAGCACAGAUGUACGAGGACACGGCGUUAAUAAAGGACCACACCCUCGUCAACUCAUUAAUCCGCGUCCUGCAGACGCUGCAGGAGUUUAACAUAACCCUGGAGAGCUCCCUUAUCAAAGGGAUCAACAUCUGACCCUCACCCCACAGCGUAGCCAAGCCUGUCAGUGCACGGAGCGGUGCCGCCAUCUCGCCGUGCAAUAUAUUAGAGUAUCUCUAUGUAUGUAAAUGCUAUAUGACUGGUUCCAUCCUUUCGUAUGUGAGAGGUGACCGUGAAUAUCGCACAGCUUAUUGUCAAGCUGUUCUAUUUAAUCGCCAUGGAGGCCACGUGGAGAGUCGCCGCUUCCCCGUCUGUUACAUUUUCGGAUAUUUGCUUCAUCGGCGUCUCAUCCUUUGUUUGCUAUUACAGGAAUGAAAACAGAUUCUAUAUUUUUAACUCCUCUCGUGCUGGACCACUGUGUUCCGGAGUUAUGUGGGGUUUUCCUCGUCAGUAUUAACUUGUGAUUAGCUGGACGUGGAGAGAGUGUUUCUAGAUUGCGCCAUAAAUGCACAAAGCGUGUUUUUUUAUUCUUAUGCAUCAUUUUAUUUAUUUAACUCUUCAUGUUCUCCUAACGGCUUACAGGCCUCUCCCCGGCACAGAGGGCACAUGAUGAAGGAGGGCAUUCUCUUUUGGAUUGCCCCCUUGCCGGCCAUUCGCUCCUUGUCUGCCCAGAACGCGGCUGAGGUUUACUUUAUUAUGUGUUUUGUCUGGGAUGAGUUCAUUAGGCUGCUCCAUGCAAUAAACAGGCGGCAGUCCGGCCACUCAUCGUCUCCUCGCCACCGUCGGCUGUCUGGUUCUGGCGCAGGAGGCAUUUUGCACAGGUCAGGUUAGAAAACAGAAAAAAAUAAAUACAUUUACACAAU
Bufo bufo (common toad) is the source of this 4604-nucleotide messenger RNA. It is a transcript of the gene DENND5A, whose product is annotated as DENN domain containing 5A. The record is from RefSeq and is a predicted model, not a curated record. Gene Ontology annotation, molecular function: guanyl-nucleotide exchange factor activity; small GTPase binding. NCBI's taxonomy places the organism in Eukaryota, Metazoa, Chordata, Amphibia, Anura, Bufonidae.